Molecule: messenger RNA, 2588 nt
Organism: Chara braunii
Lineage: Eukaryota; Viridiplantae; Streptophyta; Charophyceae; Charales; Characeae
Source: the annotation of a GenBank genome assembly
GGGGAGGGAUUGUGAUCAGGUAAGCUGAAGCGUUUGUGGAAGAGGAAGCAGACAUGGCCGUGGUUACAGGAACCUUGAAGAUGGAGAUUGUUGAUGGCGCAUAUCUUACGCCGUGCAACAAGGAUGGUACUGCGGACUCCUACUGUCGUGUUCAGAUUGGUCCUCCUUCGGGGCCAAUCCGCGAAGAGGGGUCCCCUCUAUAUAGUCUUAGGAGUAGUGGUAGGAAGGUAGUGAGAAAAAAAAAAAAAAAANAGAGAGAGAGAGAGAGAGAGAGAGAGAGAGAGAGAGAGAGAGAGAGAGAGAGAGAGAGAGAGAGAGAGAGAGAGAGAGAGAGAGAGAGAGUGGCGAAUAUGUUGGCUGAGAAAGGGCUAGUGUCGUGGUAAGUUUGCAGGUUAGGGAUGGCUGUGAUAAGGAGUUGGCACUGCAUAUUUGGUUUGCAUGGUGGCAAUGUAGAGUCAAACCAUCUAGUAGAGGUGGUUUCCAGUUUUAGGGAUGCAGAUUUCGGAGGACGCGCUGGGGUUGGGGGAGAUUUUAUGAGUUGAAGGAGGCGGGAAACCGUAAGGAUUAAGGUUGGUAUGAGUUCAUGUGAUGGAUGAUUUUUUUUUGUGGUAGGGAUUUUGUCAUAACAUAGAAGUGAAUGUGGCUUCAUAUUUUGAGUUGUACUAGUGCACAUCCUACAUGCUGUGAUUGUUUCCAAGGCCCUUUGCUGUACAGUCUAUUUAUAAUGCUGUAGGAGGAUUCAGUUCGAUGAAAUAAGGAUUGCACACUCAAGUGUGCCUAUAGGUAUAUGCAACUAUCUCGUUUGACGACUUGAAGCGCUAGAGUCCUGAGGAAACGAAUGGGCAGGAGCAUUGGUAGUCCAGAUACACAACCCCUUUAGAUCAACCUUCUUAAGACCACCCACCGAUGAACCCCACCUACUCACCCAUCUACUGACCUGCCUACCCACCUAUGCGCCUACCUAUUCACCUCCCUAUUCACCUCCCUAUGUGCCUACCUAUUGACCUCCCUAUUCACCCUGCCUUUCCUCCUUCCAACCCACCUACCUAUCUAUUUACCUUAGAUGAUCACGAUGAUGAUGAGGACCUGUAAGUUUUGAGAUGUACGGGGUUUUCGUCUUCUUCUUUUAUUUUUAUUUUUUUUAUUUUUUUAUUUUUUUUAAACGCCCUUCGAGUGCUAGAGGUGCUGGUACGGGGUUUUCGUCUUAACUUAGGCAGAUUUGUGAUUUACACAACCUCCGUGUUGAAGGCAAGUUAUGGGUGUGACGAGCAGGGAUGCGUUUUGUUGUCUUCAGGAAAGGAAAGAUGGGAAAGUUGGUACCACCUCUUCAUGAGGCUUUAAUGAGAUGUACGGGUUUUUCCUAUAGCAUAGGGUAGUAGAUUUAUGAUUUAUACAAACUCGGUGUUGAAGCCAGGUUAUGGGUGCAACCAGCCGGGAUGUGUUUGUUGUCUUCAGGAAAGGAAAGAUAGGAAGAAGGUAAUUGAUUGCCACCUCUUCAUGAGGCUUUCUUGCAAUCGGGAAUGAGACCAUCGUGGUCAUCUUCCGUUGCCAUGGGUCAUCUGAGUGAAUGGGUGAUGGGUGUUGAGCAGUGUUGCUCUUUCUAGUUUGACCUCCCUUUUCUGAAUUUCAUUGCAUUGGCUCUGUAUUACUUUCUGGUGGGGGGAAAGUGAUAGAAGGGGUGGAAAUUUCAAUGUUAGCUUAAACUAUAAGGGUACGACUAACGACUGGGCUAGAUAAGUAUGCGGAUGUUUGGGGUGGGGUGGGGGGCGGAGGCGGGGCGGGGAUUAUGCGCCUUCCAUUUUGUGGCCAUUGGGUUUUCACAGGCACGGACAAGGACGGAGAAGGGCUCACUAUCACCAAAAUGGCUUAAGGAUGUCACCUUUCCGGUGAUGAAGGAAGAAAAUGACAUGGAUGUCCUGAAUGUGAGUGUUUUCAACGAUGACGGUAAGAACGCGGAUGGAACACUGAUAGGCUUCUGCACCAUCACUCUGACGAAUGUGAUCUUAGCGGGAACGACACUGGAGAGAUACAAGUUGACGGGUCCCGAUGGGAUGCCAGCUGGGGAGGUAUGUCUUAUUAUGAGGUAUGUACCACGUGUGGUUGACCUCCCCCCAGAGACUGAUGCUUAUGGCCAGGUGAGAGGGGAUGAUGGAAUGCUUGGUGCUGGCGACCCUGGGAAGCUGGGUUACUACGGAGGAAAGUUUGGGGAAGAUCUCGUCGGAGCCGCCGAGGGUUACUUGACAGGAAAGGCAGAUUCCAUUGGGAAGGUGGUGAGCGAUGAGGUAGGAGUGGCAGGUAGUUUGGACAGUAAGGCCGGUAGCAAGGGCAAUAGUCGAAGCCGCUUCUUCUCAAUUCUGGGAGCAAUCGUAGCAGUCGUGAUGACUGCUAUGGCAGUAGGGAAGGGACAAAGACAGGCCAGAUACUAUGAAGUUCAAGAAGGUGAUACACUCUGUGCCAUCGCUGGUUGCUAUAAUAUGACCCCUGAUCUUUUAUACGAGGCGAACUUAGAAGUCACUGAUGACCCGGAUCGAAUUUAUCCAGGUGACCGCAUUUUUAUUCCUUGAAUCUUGCCCUGACUGAUGCAGGCC